Molecule: messenger RNA, 887 nt
Organism: Eremomyces bilateralis CBS 781.70
Lineage: Eukaryota; Fungi; Ascomycota; Dothideomycetes; Eremomycetales; Eremomycetaceae
Exons: 1
Coding region: 132-704 (190 amino acids)
Source: RefSeq, a predicted model, not a curated record
AUUACCCAGAUGCCAUGUCCAUGGCUAGCACUAAAUCAGCGUUUCUUGCAGGAUCGUGAACUCCUUUGAAGCCCAUACCUUAGCAAGAUAAGGAAGACGCAGCUAUCUAUCAAAUCAAAAUAUAUUCUUGGAUGGGCCAUCAUGGGAAUACUACUCACCAAUCACGAGCUCCCUGUUUCUCUUCAUCUUCGUCAAGGCAAGGGCCGGGGCUUGACGUACUCAAGCUCCAUGCUUUUUUCAACUUCUGCCGUCUCGUCCUGCAUGAUUCUGGCACUCUGCCUUGCAUUAGAGCAAUACGAGUGCUAGGUACCCUGAGUAUGUCCUGGUUCGGUAUAUCUGGGACACUCCUUUCUCAACGUCUGUCUUAUUCUACUUUCACCGUCUCGACCGAGAGCCGGACUAGAGGCUCCGAGGACGUGUUUCAUCCAGAAGGUCGGGAAGUCGUGCGUUGCAAUGGAACCCCUAUGUCUCACUGCUUUUCAAACAAUCCGGAAUUUCGACAGCCGCGUCCCAAUGCGAUAUGUCGCAUAAUAUUCCGAUGCUUGCUGCAUAUAUUGCAUAAAUUGGCCGCAUGGGUUCCCGUCUUUCUAGGACCCACAGCGGCUCAGUCCUCGAAGGCCCCGUAUUAUUCAAUGAGCAUUUCAGAACCUCUCUUGGAAGUUGGAAUUCCGACUUCCCGUGGCAUUGCUUGUAAUGCCUUGUAGUCAAGUUGUCGAGCAGAGAAAUUUUCUGGAUGGGCGAAUGCGACGAUGUUUGCACUGAUCCGGAUAUAAGAUUAAUAUCGACCUAGGGAAGAGAGAUAUGACGAAUACGACGCCCUUGUCCUACACACAUUCAGGGAAUGACGAAUUUUGAUACUAACUAAACACCAAGGUCCACCAGGCCCU